CGAUUAUAUAACAGAUCACGCGAUUGGCGCACUGCUGUCUGCUAGACGCCGGAGGCUGACGACGCCGUUUGCGACCGUUUUCCCGGGUUUCGCGUGCGCAUUCUUUGUAUUGAUUUAUCGCCGCUCAUCUUAUAUUAUUACUAUUAUCGUCAUUACACGAGGCUUCGGUCAACAGUUAUAAACAUUACUCCGGCGUCAGCCUUAAGUUUUUCAUCUCGUUGUUGACCGUUUAAAUCGUUACGUUUGUGUGCUUGUUGUUGCUUGGUGUUGUAGUCAAAUCGUUUCGUUUGUUAAAGAACGCCUGUACAGUACACGAUUACAGUAUAAUUAAAAUCUAUUGUACGGGACACGGGCGAACGAUUGUACAAUAUACACCGUCGUCGAUAUUAUUAGACGCAGUAAGAGUUGUUUCCCACCAAGCGUUUGAACAUCGUCGACAUGGAUAACAAAUCACUGUUAAAAUUCUUGCGUCAUUAUUUCCAUCACUCCGACUUUAAGAACGAAACGCAGAAGACUGCUAUCACAACAAUAUUGAAAAGAAACUCUGAUGUUUUCGUGUCGUUUCCAAGUGGUUAUGGUAGGUCAAUUUCCUACCUACUACCCUCUCUAAUUUAUUGGAAUAAAAUGGCUAUAGUGAUUAUUCCUCUCCUUUCAAGGAUUACACAACAAAUUAACAACUUAAGGCGUUUUCAUAUUAAUGCUGAAGUUGUUUCUUCGUUAACAACUCCUGCUGAAAAACUACGUAUUUAUGGUGAUUUACAAUCCGGAACAGUUGCACAUAUUAAUUUCUUAUACGUGACUCCUGAUCAAGUUUCUACAUUGGAAUUUAAACUAUUAGUGUCUAACUUGAUGAAAAAUAAGAAACUAUCAUAUAUUAUAGUCGAUGAAGCACAUUGUGAAAACCAAUGGAUUUAUGGUCAAAAAAAUACUGAGUAUCAUCCACUUGGCAGACUUAAAAAAGAUUGCAAGGACAUUCCAUGGAUUGUGGCUACAGCUACAGCUGGUGUUGACGUUAUUGAUUUCUUGAGAAGGGUUUUAUAUAUUAGAGAUGAUCCUACAUGUUUUAUAAAGUUUUCGAUACCCGUCUUUAGACCAAAUAUAUAUUAUGAUGUAAUUCAGGAUGAUAUCUUUGGAAUUUCAAUUCCUCAUUUAACAAAAUACCUUGAGGAAUAUUUAAAUGGAGAUAAUAUAUAUCGUGGUGCUCCAAGUGCAGGUCGACCCUCAGGAUUAAUAUUCUGUAAGACAAGACAAGUUACUGAACAAUUAGCCAAAGAUCUCAAAGAAAAUGGUAUUUCGAUUGCUGCUUAUCAUUCUGGACUUGAGCAAACUGAACGUAAUGCUGUUAGAAACUCUUUUAUGAAGGGGUUUUAUCAAGUUCUUACUGUAACUAGUCUUUCUGGAAUGGAAAUUAAUAAACCAAGUAUAAGAGUGGUUGUACAUUGGGGCUUGCCGUCUAGUAUUUCGGCUUAUUAUAAUGAAACAGGUCAAGCUGGAAAAGAUGGUCACCCUGCACGAUGUAGAAUUUUCUUAACAAAGAAAUCAACAGCAUUUUAUAAUGAAAUAAAUGAAGGUGUGUUGGUUACCGAAAUGAAUUCAGUCUAUACUAUGGAUACAAUACAAAAAACAGCAAAACGUUUCCUUGUGUUUCUUCAUUCUCGUUAUAUGAAAGAUUAUUGUGAAGGUUUAAAGUGUAGACACAAAUUUAUUUCUGAAUAUUUUGGAGAUGUAAAAAUGGAAUGCAUUGAUAAAUGUGACAUUUGUUCUGCAAUGUCUAAUGACUUCUAUGGAGGACGUUCUUCUAUUAGACUGGAAUUACUACAAAUGGGUAUGUCUGCUUACAUCAAAAAUAUUUGUUCAAAAUAUCAAGAAUUGGAAAAGAAUAAUUUGCUGACAGCUACAGAUGCAUUAAAUAUAAUAAAGGUUUGUGAUCAAUUGGUGAAAGCUAAUAAAGCCUGCCAACCAGAAGCUACAGUUAAAACUCUUAAAGAUCAUAAAGAACCGAAGGAAGUAAAGAAUGUGGAUGUUGAACCACUGCCUUCAUCUUCAUUGGUUGAGAAUGAUGACAAAAAAGAUGAGGACUCAUUGCCUUCAUCAUAAUUAUAAUAUGUAAUUUAUAAAUUAAUUAUAAACUUUCAUUCACUAUUUAUUUAAA
Molecule: messenger RNA, 2152 nt
Organism: Melanaphis sacchari
Lineage: Eukaryota; Metazoa; Arthropoda; Insecta; Hemiptera; Aphididae
Product: ATP-dependent DNA helicase Q5-like
Exons: 10
Coding region: 439-2097 (552 amino acids)
Biological process (GO): double-strand break repair via homologous recombination
Cellular component (GO): cytoplasm; chromosome
Molecular function (GO): 3'-5' DNA helicase activity; four-way junction helicase activity; nucleic acid binding
Source: RefSeq, a predicted model, not a curated record